AUGCGAUUUUUUCUUCCUCUUGCAGCCAUUUUUGAAGCUCUUUCGAGACCAAAGUCAGGUUUUGCAUAUUGUAUGCAUUCUCUUGCCAGGCGUCUUGCCAGAACAAGUACUUGGACUGUCGCACUGAAAACUUUAAUUAUUAUACAUCGUGCAUUGAGAGAGAUGGUUCCUCCAAUUCAUCAAGAGCUGGUUAGCUAUAGCCAGAGCAGAGUUCUUGUGUUAAACAUGUCACGUUUCACUGAUGAAUCAACCCCUGAUGCAUGGUAUUAUUCUAGUUGGGUUCGGCAUUAUGCUUUAUACCUUGAAGAGCGCCUGGAAAGCUUCAGAAUAUUGAAUUAUGAUGUUGUCAAAGAUGAUUCGAGAACAAAAACGCUUGGGAUUCCAGAACUGCUCGUGCAGUUACCUGCACUACAGGAGCUUCUGUUUCGUCUUCUUGAUUGCCAGCCAGAUAAAGUGACUAGAUAUAAAUCAUUGAUCCAGUAUGCCCUCUCGAUUGUUGCUGCAGAAAGUGUGCAUAUAUACGAAGCAAUAUCUGUGGGAAAUUUCAAACUGUUGGAAAAAUUUUUUAAGAUGCGACGCCAAGACGCUAUUAGAUCACUUGAGAUAUAUCGGAAAGCAACUGCUCAGGCAAAGAAUUUAUCUGAGUUCUUUGAGGUCUGCCAAGGGCUUGAAUUUGGAUCCGGGCAGAUGUACAUUAAAAUUGACGAUGCUCCUGCUUCUUUUGUGAAUGCUAUGAUAGAAUAUGUGAAGGAGGCCCCACAAUCUCCAGUGCUUUCUAAAAAAUGGAAUAACGAUGGAAGUAGUACACCUUCCUUAAAUAGUUCUUCUUCAACACCUGAUCUCCGAACACCUUUCCGUUUCUCUUUUCAUCGUAGUGAUGAAACAAGUACACCUUCCAGAAACAGUGCUUCUUCAGAGCCUGAUUUCCAAACACCUUUGGCUCAGUCUUUUCAUCAUAGUGAUGAACCGAGUACACCUGACAGAUACAGUGCUUCUUCAACACCUGACUUCCGAACUCCUCUGCCUUGGUCUUUUUAUCAUCUUUGCGGAAGUGAUGAUGUGGAUGCUACUGAACUCGGCUCUGAUUCCACAUUUACUUUCCCAACUGUUCACAAGCCUAAUCUUGUGGACCUGGAUGAUUUUACUCAAGACUCAUCACAAAUAUAUGAUGGAAGUGCUCUCUCGCCCAAAAAUCCAGACACAGACUAUCAGCCAAGUUUGUUUACAUUUCCCAGUCCAUCUAACUCUCCCAGCUGGAAGCGACAACUAGUUGCAACACCUAGCACUAGUGGGAUUUCAGUCGAUGGUAGUGAAAUGGCUGUCGGUCUAGACAGAUUGGCACUUGAUAGUCUGUACGAUACAGAAGUGGCAGCAGCGAACGAUAAUGGAAGUUGACAAAUGGAGCCAGUCGCUAACAACCAUUAAAUAAAUGCUCAAUCCUUAGAAGCUUACCAGCCAGUAGCAGUUGAUAAUGAUAAUACAGAGGGCACUUCAUAUCCAAUUUCAUCUGAAUCAUUCAACUCUGCCUAGACGAACUGGACACAGAUAAAGGAAAACAGCAACUACUCCAACAGAUAAUUUGGCAAUCCUCUAAGGCUGUUGUUUAGCAAUCUUGUUGCAAGUCCUACAUCAUGAGAUAACCAGCUGAAAAUCGUAGCAUGUGUAUAGUCACAAAGAUAAUUGUAAAGAGGGUAAGUUUUGGUCACAAUGUUAGUUAAAAUCAAUAAUUUAUAUUACUUUAUAUCGAGUUAUAAAUCAAUAAUUUAGAUUAUUUUUUAUCGAGGUAAAGACGGUAAGUUUUGGUCCCUAAUUUAGCAUAUAUAUAUUGUGCUAGUUGAGGAAGGUUUGUAAAAUUAAUGUUUCUAGAAUUUUGAACUAGUAGAAAGGUAAAUUUUGAGAGGCCUGAUCUCUGGUUUGCGGUAGGCGUAACUGGUUUGCCGUAGGCGUGGAAAGUAUAUAUCAAUCAAAUCCAGAUUAUGAGUAUUGGAAUAUUUGUUUUGCCGUAAGCAUGGUCAGU
Molecule: messenger RNA, 2017 nt
Organism: Daucus carota subsp. sativus
Lineage: Eukaryota; Viridiplantae; Streptophyta; Magnoliopsida; Apiales; Apiaceae
Product: putative clathrin assembly protein At5g35200
Exons: 13
Coding region: 1-1395 (464 amino acids)
Biological process (GO): clathrin-dependent endocytosis; vesicle budding from membrane; clathrin coat assembly
Cellular component (GO): clathrin-coated vesicle; clathrin-coated pit
Molecular function (GO): SNARE binding; clathrin heavy chain binding; phosphatidylinositol-4,5-bisphosphate binding
Source: RefSeq, a predicted model, not a curated record